AUGGAAUUGAACGGACAAUACCUAACCCCAGCUGCGCUAGCUUCUCGUAUGCUCCAGCUCAGCGGGGCGCUGCGUCGACGGGCUCAACCUGGCAAAGUAACCACUAAUCCCUCUCCCCCCUCUCCAUUGCUCCUGGCGCCAUCCUCUCGGCGCAGUUUAGCUAACCAGUCAGCAGAGUCCUUCUCCUCCGCUGGGGGCAUCUCCAUAGCUCCAUCACCAUCUCGCCUCCAACCUCCUCCUCCUCGAGGUUCUCGCAGUCGCAAGAAAAGCGGCACUUCAGUCAAUCGCAAGCCUAAGGAUCCGGACCCUGUCCCUCGUGCAAUAGUUUACCCAGCUUCUUCGGAGCUACAACAGAGGCCGUCGGCGGGGAAAGAAACCAAUACGAACCAGAUUCUCCGGGUUGAGGCCAACACGGUCCGCAUUGAGCAAAUGCUUCAACGUAUGGUUGAGGAGUUACGCUCCUCGUUAAUGUCUGCGUCAGCUCUACGUCAGCAGGAACUCCUCCAGGCCUCUGUCACAGAGAGGACUCAGAUGGAGGCUCGACUCAUGGGCUCCCUACGUGACGACAUCAGGGAUAUAACCCGUUCUGAACUGAAGCUCCUUGAGGUGAACCUCCAACAGAAGCUGACCUCUCUACUGCCCAUGGACGCUGUCAACCGACUGCUGUCCUCCCUGGAGAACACUUUCACUCAUCUCUAUGAUCCAGUGCCUCCUUCCCAGGGACCACCCUCUGAACGACCCUCUAUGCUGUAUGAACCGCCCCAGUCCGGUAAACUUUCCUCCACACAUCCCAAGCCGGUCCCUUCCUCCCUUCAACGACACACUCCCAGGACCUCCUCGGCCGCUCAGUCGCCCUCGCUGCUGACUCGCUUACAGGAUGGACCUUUGUCAUCCCAAUCCGAAACGGUUUCCUCAGAUUCCAAGCGCUCGAUGAUCAGAGCUGGGAAGCGCCGCGCAGUGGAGCAUGAGGAGGAUGGCAGGGACUCAAAACGUCGCCCCUAUGAUGCACGAACGGCUCACUCUGCCUCUGUCUUCCUCCCAUCUGAAUGGGACCCUUUGCCAUUCACCAUAGAUCGUAUUUUCACCAUGUAUUAUGGGUGGUCAUCCGACUUUGACGCUGCGGUGCAUGUCACCCUUCCUCGUGUCGGCUUCAUAACUCGCAUCGGCGGCGACCGUCUGAAACUCUCUUUCUCUCCCGAAGGCUUAGAAGAAUUCCUUCGAGCUUGGAAUGCCUACCAUAAUGUUGUCCCAGGUCUGGGUAACGUCGUUGUUUGCAGGGACAAUGCUGAUUGA
Molecule: messenger RNA, 1293 nt
Organism: Lentinula edodes (shiitake mushroom)
Lineage: Eukaryota; Fungi; Basidiomycota; Agaricomycetes; Agaricales; Omphalotaceae
Exons: 1
Coding region: 1-1293 (430 amino acids)
Source: RefSeq, a predicted model, not a curated record